This is a messenger RNA of Eptesicus fuscus (big brown bat), 1704 nucleotides long. RefSeq names its product G protein-coupled receptor 137B (gene GPR137B). Gene Ontology annotation, biological process: regulation of autophagy; positive regulation of TORC1 signaling; negative regulation of osteoclast differentiation. Bases 195 to 1352 code for a protein of 385 amino acids. NCBI's taxonomy places the organism in Eukaryota, Metazoa, Chordata, Mammalia, Chiroptera, Vespertilionidae. The record is from RefSeq and is a predicted model, not a curated record. The transcript is spliced from 7 exons. Gene Ontology annotation, cellular component: lysosomal membrane.
GCGGGGCGGGGGCGCGGCGCCGCCAAUCCCAGACAAAGGCCGCCCCGUACAUCAUGUGGUGCCGGGAGGAAGUCGCCUGGUUGUCUUUCCUCCCGCAGCCGGACCCGGGCGGAGCGAUGCGCGGAGACCCCCGCGCGGACGGCCCACCCCGAUGAGGCCCGCGCCCCCGGCCGCGCCGCUGCGCCCCCGGCCCGAUGGCGGCCCCGCGCUGGGACCCGCUGCGCAACGACUCGCUGCCGCCCACGCUGACCCCGGCCGUGCCCCCCUACGUGAAGCUCGGCCUCACCGGCGUCUACACCGCCUUCUACUCGCUGCUCUUCGCGUUCAUCUACGCGCAGCUCUGGCUGGUGCUGCGCUACGGCCACAAGCGGCUCAGCUACCAGAGCGUCUUCCUCUUCCUCUGCCUCCUCUGGGCCUCGCUGCGCACCGUCCUCUUCUCCUUCUACUUCAGGGACUUCGUGGCGGCCAACGCGCUCGGCCCCUUCCUCUUCUGGCUGCUCUACUGCUGCCCCGUGUGCCUCCAGUUCUUCACGCUCACGCUCAUGAACUUGUACUUCACGCAGGUGAUUUUCAAGGCCAAGUCCAAGUACUCUCCAGAAUUACUCAAGUACCGGCUGCCCCUGUACCUGGCCUCGCUGCUCAUCAGCCUCGUGUUCCUGCUGGUGAACCUCACCUGCGCGGUGCUGGUGAAGACGGGGACCUGGGAGAGGAAGGCCAUCGUCUCCGUGCGCGUGGCCAUCAACGACACCCUCUUCGUGCUGUGCGCCGUCUCCCUGUCCGUCUGCCUCUACAAGAUCUCUAAGAUGUCCUUGGCCAACAUCUACUUGGAGUCCAGGGGCUCCUCCGUGUGCCAGGUGACCGCCGUGGGCGUGACCGUGGUCCUGCUGUACGCCUCCCGCGCCUGCUACAACCUGUUCAUCUUAUCCUUCUCUCAGAGCAAGAACGUGCAUUCCUUCGAUUACGACUGGUACAACGUGUCCGACCAGGCGGACCUGAAGAACCAGCUGGGAGAUGCGGGGUACGUGGUGUUCGGGGUGGUCCUCUUCGUGUGGGAGCUCCUGCCCACCACCCUGGUCGUGUACUUCUUCCGCGUCCGAAACCCGGCCAGGGACCUGACCAGUCCGGGCAUGGUCCCCAGCCACGGGUUCAGCCCCAGGUCCUACUUCUUCGACAACCCCCGGAGAUACGACAGCGACGACGACCUCGCCUGGAACGUCGCCCCUCAGGGACUGCAGGGAAGUUUCGCUCCCGACUACUACGACUGGGGACAGCAGACCAACAGCUUCCUGGCGCAAGCGGGGACUCUACCUCCGGAUUCGGCUGUGGAUCCUGACAAGCCACGCCAUGGGUAGCACCGGCUAACAGUGUUACGGACCGUUCCCCGGUGGAGAAGCUUGAGGAGAACGGACGGAACGAACGCCGAAUCUUUGGGACACUUUUCCUCACCAAGUAGGACGUGACUUUUAUUUGCCACAGGUUCCUCCCGGCUGCAUAGGGCUCAGCAGUAACGUAGAUCAACACAACCUGAUUUUAGUACUAAAAAAAGGGAGCCCCGGCUGCCUGUCUCCAGGGGUCUAAUUUAAACUUUAAAAAAUUCUGUACUUUUAUGAAAAUGUAUUUUAUAUAACUUAAAUAAUAAUGCUAAACUAUAUACUCGGGGGUUUGGAGAAGGUGACUGCAAUACAGUUUCUAGUUUGCACAGAC